Messenger RNA from Ectocarpus sp. CCAP 1310/34, 989 nucleotides. The record is from the annotation of a GenBank genome assembly. Lineage: Eukaryota; Phaeophyceae; Ectocarpales; Ectocarpaceae.
AAAAAACCUACUGUGGUCGGGGGCAGCGCGGUUGGCGUCUCGGGAGCUGAUUCCACAGUUGUUGCCAGCUCCUGGGCAUAGUUAUGUUUCGCUCCAUUGGGGGGUACGUUCUUGAGGCUUGGCUGCUGCCCGAUGUCUGUCCGGACAAUCGCUCCUGCUGCCUUGACCACCGCCAUCCUCGCGUGUCCAGCCGCUACGUCCACCUAAACCCGCUCCAGCUCUUGGUCAAGAAGUGAUCCUCGCCCCUCCGAGCUCUCGGGUUCCUGCGCGGCGAGGUCAUUCCUGCUCCGAGACUGAACGAGGUGCCCAAGGAUAACCUCGUCCCGAAGGUUGCAUGGGAAGAGACAGAGAUGCCUCUCGCGUGCGUCCUCUCCCUCAAGAUUUGCUUUUUCGGGACAGACCCCCCGCGAUGUACUCCCGGGAGACUCGGCGAUGCCGGUGAACAUCCCACGCACGAUCUCUCGUGUGUACUUCCCACCAACCUCUAUAUCGCCAGCCUUCGCGCGUUCGGCUGCUAGCCACUUCGCCGCGUCCUUCCAAUACACGAUUCCCCUUGCCCGACCGCUACCUCCACCCUAGAACGCACUCUCUCCACCGCAGAAGGAACCCCCGCCGCUUCCCCAGAUACUUCACCAGCACCUGAGGGCCGUGCUUGGAGUAACUCGGACGCACCAGCCACCUCGGACAUGCGGACGGGUGGCUCUUGCAACGAGGUCGGGGCAACACUUGCCUCGGUUCCACUACUGACUGACGUACGAGAUGAGUUGGUACCUGCCGGCACGCACUGUUCACUACCAUCCGGCUCCUGUGACGCCGAGGUGGCGGGAACAACAUCAGGUACGCUACCGGGUGCGGUUUGGGAUGAGGUAGUGGGAGCAACGACAUCGGGUCCAGUACCGGCUGGCGUUUGCGAUGCUAACGUGGACCUCCAGUGCAGAUCCCGCAUAUAGCAGGCUUGGCAACGCAAGGAAGCCUCACACGAAGACCCC